Molecule: messenger RNA, 1970 nt
Organism: Propithecus coquereli (Coquerel's sifaka)
Lineage: Eukaryota; Metazoa; Chordata; Mammalia; Primates; Indriidae
Gene: ALDH6A1
Product: aldehyde dehydrogenase 6 family, member A1
Exons: 13
Coding region: 86-1687 (533 amino acids)
Biological process (GO): L-valine catabolic process; thymine catabolic process
Cellular component (GO): mitochondrion
Molecular function (GO): methylmalonate-semialdehyde dehydrogenase (acylating, NAD+) activity; malonate-semialdehyde dehydrogenase (acetylating, [NAD(P)+]) activity
Source: RefSeq, a predicted model, not a curated record
GAAGGCGAGGACUGGCAGCCCUAGAGCUUCUGGGGAAUCGCUGGCAGCAGAGGCGCUGGGAGCCGAGCAGAGGCGGCCGAGAGCCAUGGCAGCGGUGGUGGCGGCGGCGGCGGUGCGGACCCGGAUCCUGCAGUUUUCUUCCAAAGUGAAAUCCACCUGGUAUUCAGCAUCUUCCUUCUCUUCUUCAGUGCCAACUGUAAAGCUCUUCAUCGAUGGGAAGUUUGUUGAAUCCAAAAGCGACAAAUGGAUCGAUAUCCACAACCCAGCCACCAAUGAGGUAAUCAGUCGUGUCCCUCAGGCCACCAAGGCUGAAAUGGAUGCAGCUGUUGCUUCCUGCAAACGUGCUUUUCCUGCAUGGGCAGACACUUCAGUAUUAAGCCGUCAGCAGGUCAUGCUCCGCUAUCAACAACUUAUUAAAGAAAACUUGAAAGAAAUUGCCAAAUUAAUCACGCUGGAACAAGGGAAGACCCUAGCUGAUGCUGAAGGAGAUGUAUUUCGGGGCCUUCAGGUGGUUGAGCAUGCCUGUAGUGUGACAUCUCUUAUGCUGGGAGAGACCAUGCCAUCCAUCACCAAAGACAUGGACCUUUAUUCUUACCGUCUGCCUCUGGGAGUGUGUGCAGGCAUUGCUCCAUUCAAUUUUCCUGCCAUGAUCCCCCUUUGGAUGUUUCCCAUGGCCAUGGUGUGUGGAAAUACCUUCCUAAUGAAACCAUCAGAGCGAGUCCCUGGAGCAACUAUGCUUCUUGCUAAGUUGCUCCAGGAUUCUGGUGCCCCUGAUGGAACACUGAACAUCAUUCAUGGACAACAUGAAGCUGUAAAUUUUAUUUGUGAUCAUCCGAGCAUCAAAGCAAUCAGCUUUGUGGGAUCCAACCAGGCAGGAGAGUACAUCUUCGAGAGAGGAUCAAGACAUGGCAAGAGAGUUCAAGCAAAUAUGGGAGCCAAGAACCAUGGAGUAGUCAUGCCAGAUGCCAAUAAGGAAAAUACCCUGAAUCAGCUGGUUGGGGCAGCGUUUGGAGCUGCUGGUCAGCGCUGCAUGGCUCUUUCCACAGCAAUCUUUGUGGGAGAAGCUAAAAAGUGGGUGCCAGAACUAGUGGAACGUGCCAAAAACCUGAGAGUCAAUGCAGGAGACCAGCCUGGAGCUGAUCUUGGCCCUCUCAUCACUCCCCAGGCCAAGGAACGAGUCUGUCAUCUAAUUGAUAGUGGAACAAAGGAGGGAGCUUCCAUCCUUCUUGAUGGCCGAAAAAUUAAAGUCAAAGGCUAUGAAAAUGGCAACUUUGUUGGACCAACCAUCAUCUCAGAUGUUAAGCCAAAUAUGACCUGUUACAAAGAGGAGAUUUUUGGUCCAGUUCUUGUGGUUCUGGAGACAGAAACAUUGGAUGAAGCCAUCAAGAUUGUAAAUAACAACCCAUAUGGAAAUGGAACUGCCAUCUUCACUACCAGUGGAGCCACUGCUCGGAAAUAUUCCCAUCUGGUGGAUGUUGGACAGGUGGGAGUUAAUGUCCCCAUUCCAGUGCCUUUGCCAAUGUUCUCGUUCACUGGCUCUCGAUCUUCCUUCAGGGGAGACACCAAUUUCUAUGGCAAACAGGGCAUCCAUUUCUAUACUCAGUUAAAGACCAUCACUUCUCAGUGGAAAGAAGAUGAUGCUACUCUUUCCUCACCUUCUGUAGCCAUGCCUACCAUGGGCCGUUAGAAACAAGUUUGUUUAAGACCCAGUCCGUCCUGAAUAAUCUCACUUUACUUUUUACCAGCUUCAUUUGCCAACUUUGCUCAGAUCGGAUCCCUGGGAUUGGAAUACAUUGUAACUAAAAUCUUUCUCAGGACUAUUAGUCCCUGCAAAGUUGCUAUAGGGAGACUCUUAGUGUAACAUUGAAACCAGAUUUUUCACUUGCUCUUCAUACUUAACAUUUUUGAGGUAAUUAUUGUGGCUGUGAAAUGCUUAUCUGGAAUAAGAGCUUAAACAUGUUUUCUAAAAA